This is a messenger RNA of Closterium sp. Yama58-4, 699 nucleotides long. Lineage: Eukaryota; Viridiplantae; Streptophyta; Zygnematophyceae; Desmidiales; Closteriaceae. The record is from the annotation of a GenBank genome assembly.
AUGGAUGGGGGUGCAGCUGCAGCAGCGGAGGCUGGGAGCGACAGGGAGAGAUGGAAUGUGCGGGCUGCUGUGAGCGACAAUGCUGCAGUGAAUGAAGUGAGCGACAAUGCUGCAGUGAGUGACAAUGCUGCAGUGAGUGACAAUGCUGCAGUGAGCGACAAUGCUGCAGUGAGCGACAAUGCUGCAGUGAGCGACAAUGCUGCAGUGAACGACAAUGCUGCAGUGAAUGCAGUGAGUGACAAUGCUGCAGUGAGUGACAAUGCUGCAGUGAGCGACAAUGCUGCAGUGAGCGACAAUGCUGCAGUGAGCGACAAUGCUGCAGUGAACGACAAUGCUGCAGUGAAUGCAGUGAGUGACAAUGCUGCAGUGAGCGACAAUGCUGCAGUGAGCGACAAUGCUGCAGUGAGCGACAAUGCUGCAGUGAGCGACAAUGCUGCAGUGAACGACAAUGCUGCAGUGAAUGCAGUGAGUGACAAUGCUGCAGUGAGUGACAAUGCUGCAGUGAGCGACAAUGCUGCAGUGAGCGACAAUGCUGCAGUGAGCGACAAUGCUGCAGUGAACGACAAUGCUGCAGUGAAUGCAGUGAGUGACAAUGCUGCAGUGAGCGACAAUGCUGCAGUGAGCGACAAUGCUGCAGUGAGCGACAAUGCUGCAGUGAGCGACAAUGCUGCAGUGAACGACAAUGCUGCAGUGAAGUGA